GUUUGAACGCAACGCGGGCGGCCAGGACAAACAAUAGAAGUGCUUCAGCUCAGCCGCUCCAAGAGGCGGCAGAUGUGAAGAGGAGGCGCAGGAGGACGCACCGGCUAUUCAACGUCGAACUGAGAGUAUUCUUGCUUGACAAGCAUGGCAGUGAAUGUUACUGGACUCGCGGCUGUUGCUGCCUUUUAUGUUGUUGUCCUGCUAACUGGCAUCUUGGCAUCGCGAAAAUCUAAGAAAGUGGAGAAGAAAUGCACUGGCAAAAAGAGCGAAGUCUCCAUUAUCGGAGGCCGCAACAUCAACGUCUUAAUAGGAGUUUUUACCAUGACAGCGACAUGGGUUGGUGGAGGCUAUAUUAUGGGGACUGCUGAGGCUGUUUAUUCUCCCUCUCAAGGUGUCGUCUGGGCUUUUGGGCCUGUUGCAUAUCUUUUGAAUUUUGUUUUAGGAGGAUUAUUUUUGGCAAAACCAAUGAGGUCAAAAUGCUACGUGACCAUGUUGGACCCAUUCCAGCACCGCUAUGGUCAGAUGUUCACGACAGCAAUCUUAAUUCCUGCUUUGAUCAGUGAUAUUUUGUGGGUUGCCACCAUCCUCGCUGCUCUAGGUGGAACGAUGAGCAUCAUCCUGGAACUACCAUUUAUAAUCUCCAUCCUGAUCUCUGCAGCUGUCUCCAUCGUCUACACUUUUUUAGGAGGCCUCUAUGCGGUGGCAUACACUGAUAUCAUCCAACUGAUCUUCAUAUUUGUCAGUCUGUGGCUCUGUAUUCCCUUUAUUAUUACCAGUCCUGCUGUUAUUGGCGCCUCACAAGCAGCUCAUUUCAACCAAUCACACGUCCACUCAUGGGUGGGAGUGGUGCGGCUCGAGGAUGCAGGAAUAUGGACAGAUAAUUUCUUGAUAUUGACUAUAGGAGGACUGGCAUACCAGUCUCUACACCAGAGGAUCCUUGCUGCAGCCUCCUCAGCGAAGGCUCAGAUUACCUGCUUUGCUGCAGCUGGCUUAACUUUUAUCAUAGGAAUCCCCUCAGUGGUCAUUGGAGCAGUGGCUGCUUCUGCAGACUGGAACCAGACAGAAUAUGGUCUACCCCCACCUUAUGAACGCGGGGAGGCAGGGAUUGUUCUGCCGUUGGUCCUGUCCUACAUCGCACCCACCUGGGUGUCAGUGUUAGGCAUUGGUUCUAUAGCAGCAGCAGUUAUGUCCUCCAUGGACUCUGUGUUGUUGUCAUCAGCAUCCAUGUUCACACAAAACAUAUACAAGACAACGUUGAGAAAGCAGGCCUCAGAGAGGGAGCUGCAGUGGGUGCUCCGUGUUAGCGUGCUGCUGGUGGGUGUGGCUGGAACCAGUCUGGCUUUUAACAAGAGCAGCGUGCUUGCGCUCUGGCUGUUAGCUUCGGAUCUACUCUACUGCAUUGUGAGCCCACAGCUCUUCUGUGUGGUGCACCUUGGCUUUGUCAACUGCUAUGGUGCCACCAGCGCCUACAUCGCAGCGUUGCUGCUGCGCGUGUUGAGCGGCGAGCCAGCGCUGGGCAUCCCUCCUGUGCUACUCUACCCGGGCUGGAGGGAAGAGAAAGGAGUCAUCAACCAGUAUUUUCCCUACAGGACUCUGAUUACGCUUAUCUCUCUGGUGACUCUGGUUCUCGUAUCAUGGCUGGCCCAGCUGGCCUUCACUCAGCAGCUCGUUCCGCAGUCCUGGGACAUCUUGGGUGUGUUUGACAAGAAAAAGGAGACAGCACAAGAAGAAAUUCCAAUGCAAAUUUCGAAUGAGGAUAAGAACUCUAUCCAUAGUACAGCACUAUAGGCUCCUACUAUCUGUCAAACCUCAUAUUAUGCACACAGUUUUUAUGCACACUUUUCUUUCUAUAUUUCUAUAUGACACAUUUAAUCAAUAGCUUCUUUUGUACACAAGUAAUUGCAGAAGGGGUGUUAAAUUGUAAGUCUAAACAAAGAGGAAAUUUUACAUCCACUAAGGGUGCACUCAUAAGUGAGUACUCUGAUCCAUAUUCAAGCUUGGUACACCUUUGAAGAGAUGGGCCUGGGCCCAUGAUGAAUGUAGUCGCUCCUCCUGAAAUUUUACUAACUAAGCUGCCAAUUUUCACAAAAGAAAGAAAUACACUGCCAGGGCAAAAAGGUCACUACCUGGAUUUAAAUAAGUAAGAGCCUCCCAUUAGAUCAUUUCUGUGUUUCAGCUGGUAACAAGCUAUUUAACUCUAACUCUUAACUGCCGUGAGUAGCUUCUUAUUUGUUAAACAACCAUGUCUAAAGACACGUGGUCGAACAGAAGCAGGCCUGCCAACAUCGAUGCAUUUCUCGUACACGGCAUGCAUUUUGAGCCUGAAAUAUGUUUGUACACUGCGUUGCUCUGGAGUGUGCAUAUUAUUGCAUAUCUCCGGUUUCCGAGUUCAGUCUCUGCGCCGAGUUCGACGUGCGCAUCCAAAAAAAAUCCUUGAGCUUUAUCUACGCUGACGGUUCAGGCUGUGAUUGGUCGACUUGGUUAUUUCCUGUCUGUAUACGACUUGUUCAGAGGGCCGACACUAUUAAUAAAAUUUCUCCAAGGUUGGCAGGUCUGCAGAAGGGUCAAAUUAUUGGCAUGCAUCACGCAUCAGAGCUCAUCUAACGAGAUUGCUAAAACUACUCAAAUCAGGAUACUAACUAACGCAUUAUUAAAAAAUGGAAGGACAGCUGUCCACUGGUGGGGAGACUUUUCACAGUGGUCCGAAUAUCCCAUCACUGGUACAAGCUCUUGGCGAAAAAUGUAUGCAUGCCUGAACAGAAACAAUUGUGACUUGAAGAAGCGUGUGGAAAUGAUGCCACAGUGAAUGAACAAACCUAAACACGGUGAAAUGAAAUCUUAAGUGUGUGACCAUUUUUUAGCCAGGCACUGUAGAAAGACAGAAAUAGCAAUUCAAAACCCACGGUAUGCUCCCUCACGUGCUCACUAUACAUGUGUGUAAAUAACAAAAAUAGAUAAUUCAUGCAAUUUGUUGAUCCCUCCAUUUAGUAAUAACCCACAAAGUCAGGAACAUUGCGCUAAUACAGUGUUGUGUAAUGGAGUGAUGGUGAAGAGGUUGAAGAACAAACACUGAGCAGUGUGAGUACAGGUCGGUGAGGGACGAGGGAGCAGGGGAAUCCGUGUCAGAGCACCACAAUUAAGACCUCAGAAUUAUGAUCUUAACAUUGACGCCCUUAACAGUCACUCACAGAACAUACAUACUUUUACAGGCGUAUCAACAAUUGAUACUUUCAGAUGUUAUUCUAAAAUCAAUCCAUGUGGUGUAAUGAUGUAUCUGUAUGCCUAGCUGUUACACUUCUUUGUACUCCGUAAAAACUGGUGGGGAUUACCCACCUGAGAAACGUAUUUUAAGUGUCAGAUGUUGACCAGUAGUUUGCAACAUUUUCUACUCUUUUUGAAAUGGGUUGUUUGUGGGGAGCGUGUUUAUUCAGAAAGAAUUCUGACUGCAUUAAUUGUGCUUUCCAAAAAUUAAAUAUUAUGUAGAACUGUGUGCAUAUGUCAGGGGCUUAUAUAAUAUAGGCAGCAUUGCUUUUACAUAGAUUAGAUUCUUUCUGUGAAAAGCACCAGUUAACGUGGAAGCGUGCAUACAAACUAAUGACGUUGUUUGGACAACAGGGGGCGUCACGAGAACAUGAAAAGGUUUUGCACAGUAUUGGACUCAUUACACGCUGCACACACAUAAGUACUGCAAUUUAGAGAGACAUUAUUUGUAAAAUUAUUUACUUCUACUAACCGUACAAGUCUAAUUAAGGAUCUAAAUACAUACAUAACCUCGGUUGUUUAGAAAGUUUUUUAAAGCGGGAAUUGAAACUACAGCAAAAUGACAGGCCUCUGAUUAAUGAUGACUUCUAUUUUAUACCCACACAUUUGUCAAGCUAAACAACUAGUAACUAGUAAAUCAAAAAUAAUGAAGUAUUUGUCCUAACUGGUAUUGCAGAUUUACCCAAUUUUCUUUUUUAGUUCUCCAUGUCACAUUUUACUUGCAGCCAGUAGAGGUGGUUUGCAGCCUGAAUAAAUUAUAUAUUUAAAAAAAUUGGGAAAACACAUUUAAAACAUAUACAGUGAUCGCAUUUGGGGAGGUGGUUUAUGGUAAUGGGUUAAUUUGAUUUGAAGAUUCAUGCAAGUUACAGUGGAAUACAUCACAUAAUUCAAUUCACAAUUCCACAUGUCCAAAAGGAGUAGGAAGAAGCAAAGUUUAUUUAAUUUUACCCCCCAUCCGUUCCACAUCUUGUGCAGUACAUUUAUUCACUUGCUGUAUUCCAUAUAUGAUUUUUUAAUGCAUAGAAUAAUGAUAAGGUAAUGUAACAUUAUAAUGAUGUAAUUAAGAUUGUUUUCACAAUAAAUUUAAGUAGAAUAAAUAAACGAGCCGAACGAUUUGAUGUUUGAAUGGUGUAAAACGGUUGAAAAAUUAAGGAGUUAGUGGACAAAAAACGGCGGAAGGAUAAUACAUUUGAAAAAUGGUGUGAAUGUCCUGAGGGAGCAUUCACACAAUAAUAAUAGAGACAGGCAUAACAAAACAAGUUCAAGAGUGUCCUUCCUUGUAUUUAGCAAACAUCAACUGCUUGUAUUGUUGUUGUUUUUUUAUUUGCUCAUGUUGGUGCAUUGAGUUCCUCACUCAAUCUGUCCCAUAAUUGAAUUCCACAUACUGAAAUGCUGUGGGUUUUUAGCGUUGUUCUCGCAUGUAAGUGUUGUCUUGGAUGGUAUGGUUAAUAUUUGUAAGCAAAAAUUAUAUUGUAAAAAUACAUAUGCUAUAUUUUGGGGGUGUUUGUUUUACAGCGAAACAGGGUGUGCUUCAUACAAUUUCUUGUAAACUUAAAAAGUUGCAUUAAAAUCUUAACU
Molecule: messenger RNA, 4839 nt
Organism: Dunckerocampus dactyliophorus (ringed pipefish)
Lineage: Eukaryota; Metazoa; Chordata; Actinopteri; Syngnathiformes; Syngnathidae
Product: high affinity choline transporter 1-like
Exons: 9
Coding region: 145-1788 (547 amino acids)
Biological process (GO): acetylcholine biosynthetic process; transmembrane transport; choline transport
Cellular component (GO): plasma membrane
Molecular function (GO): choline:sodium symporter activity
Source: RefSeq, a predicted model, not a curated record